AUGGCAAUGAACAACUACACAGCUGUUGUAGAGUUUGUCCUGCAGGGAUUCUCUGGGGAUCCCGGCUUCCAGGGUUUCUUCUUGGCCUUUUUCUUCAUUCUUUACAUCCUGGCUCUGGCAGGAAACACCCUCAUCAUCAUGGCCAUCAGCCUGAAUACAAGUCUUCACACCCCCAUGUACUUCUUCCUUGCAAACCUGGCCCUGUUGGACAUUGUCUGCACAUCCACUGUUCUACCCAAGCUGUUGGAGGGUCUGGUGGGUAAGGGCAGCCGCAUCUCUUAUAAGGGAUGCAUGACCCAGCUCUUCUUCCUAACCUGGUUUCUGGGGGCUGAGCUGCUGCUGCUCACUGCCAUGGCCUAUGACCGCUAUGUGGCCAUCUGCCGCCCACUGCACUACAGCAUGCUGAUGAGUUGGCCUGUCUGUGUCCUGCUCGCAGGCAGUGUGUGGCUCAUCAGUGCAAUCAGCACAUCUGUGCACACUGGCCUGAUGGCACAGCUUGAUUUCUGUGGCCCCAACCAAAUUCGUCACUUUUUAUGUGAAAUCCCAUCACUGCUACUGCUGUCUUGCAGCCCGACCACCCUCAACAACAUCAUGAUUGUCAUCGCAGAUGUUUAUUUUGGUGUGGUCAACUUCCUGUUGACCAUGAUAUCCUACAGCUUCAUCAUCGCCAGCAUCCUGCGCAUCCGCUCUGCAGAGGGCAAGAGGCGUGCCUUCUCUACCUGCUCUGCCCACCUGGUGGUGGUCACCUUGUAUUACUCCACUGUCAUCUAUACCUAUGUGCAGCCUGGCUCUGGAUCUUCCUUGGAAAAUGGAAAGUUGGUUGCCUUAUUGUACACUGCAGUCAGCCCUACUCUGAACCCCCUCAUUUACUCUCUGAGGAAUAAGGAUGUCAAAGUGGCCCUCAGGAAGGUGUUUCCCUGUGUCUGUUGA
This is a messenger RNA of Onychomys torridus (southern grasshopper mouse), 930 nucleotides long. RefSeq names its product olfactory receptor 13A1-like. The transcript has a single exon. Bases 1 to 930 code for a protein of 309 amino acids. Gene Ontology annotation, biological process: G protein-coupled receptor signaling pathway. The record is from RefSeq and is a predicted model, not a curated record. Gene Ontology annotation, cellular component: membrane. Gene Ontology annotation, molecular function: G protein-coupled receptor activity; olfactory receptor activity. NCBI's taxonomy places the organism in Eukaryota, Metazoa, Chordata, Mammalia, Rodentia, Cricetidae.